AUGUCAACCCCUUCGGACUGGAACACCGCUCUCGAGGUCUACACCAACACGACCGGCGUAGACCUCCUAGAGCACAGCUCCGCCAAGCACAUUGCAGAUUCCGUCUCGUCCGACGCGGUUAUAUCCGUCAUUCAAGACGAGCUCGCCCAUUGCGCGCAGUAUCGCGCUGAUAGUCCGGAAUGGGAGAAGCUGCGCCGUAAGCUUGCGGCGCUGGCCAAUGUCGUCUUCGAGUUGAACGGCGCACUUUCGGAAUCUACAACGUCGACCAUGCCUGGUGGGCAGACCGUCCUCGUUGCGAUCUGCGAUCUGACCACUGCUACCGAUGGCGUCAGUGAGACCUACGCUGCCCUCGCUGAGCUCCUCGAUAAGAUCGAGCGCUCUCUUCAACGUCUAUCCCCAUCGACCACGGCAUACAUCUUUGAUGCCCUCUUCGCAACGCUCGCAGUUCUCGCCAUAGCCUAUGACUCUGUUAAGGAAAUUCCGCGCAAAUUGAACGAUUGGACCGAAGCCAUCUUCGGGGAUGAGGACAUGAAGAAUGCGCUAUCCCAGCUGGAGAAGGUCGCCGCUCGAGGAACUGGAUUGUCUCUCGCGGGCGAACGGGCCAAGCAGAUAGGGAAGAACGCGGUUGACGGCGUGAAGAAGGGUGUUGAGAAUGUGUAUGACCUGAUGCGCGUGUCUCGAUUGGCCACCUCGAACCGUGCGGACUCGCAGUCAACUGCGAUUACGGGCACCAGCUCUCAUGAUGAUGCGGACACGGCGCCAGCCUACGACGCACCUGCACUUGAAGUACCGGUAGAAUCACUACUGGAAUCACCGCCGCCCGUCUACGCAGAGCACGCACCAGGCCUUGACGCGUCAGGGAAGCCUUGGACCCAGGACGUCGUCAGCGCGUUCAUCAGCGACCAGUGCAACACGUACUUGUCUGUCUUUAAACUCUUGGGCAUAUCGGCGCCUCAGGCGAAGGCGAUCCGUGCUUACGCCGCACCGGAUGAUCAGCCCAUUGGAGUAUCGUUCGAAGAGGGUGAACAUCUCGAGAUCUUAGGCAUGAGCCCUUCCAAAUGGAUCAUCCGCAAGGCGGAUGGUAUCGCCGGCAUUCUGCGAGGAACUGACUUCUUCCGGGCUCUUGAACUUGAGUACUUGAGUAAUCCUGGCCUGGUGGGCUUGGAGGGAGACGCGGAGAAAGUGAUUGCGCUACGUGACUAUACUGCUUCGACAACAUCUCACACGCCGGAUGAGAUCUCCUGCUCACUGGGCGAGAUUAUGGACGUUGUGAACAAGUCCGACGCGCAGUGGACGGUUCGCAAGACGGAUGGCACCAUCGGAACUGUACCAUCGGACGUCCUUCAAGUGAUCGAGACGACCGCGGUUGACUGCACCGUAGAUGAUGCGGAAAAGGCAGUCCAACUACUUCAAGAUGACUAUGCUAUGGCGCUCGAGAAGUGGGGUCCGGGCGGCGCGCCCUGUUCUGUCGAUUUUCUUCAGAACUUCACAGGCAUGUUGAACGUGAAGAAAGCGGACAUCGCUGCCGGCGACUCGAAAGACCUCGGCGGGAGUGACGCCCCUGCGUAA
This is a messenger RNA of Peniophora sp. CBMAI 1063, 1569 nucleotides long. The record is from the annotation of a GenBank genome assembly. Lineage: Eukaryota; Fungi; Basidiomycota; Agaricomycetes; Russulales; Peniophoraceae.